Messenger RNA from Hymenoscyphus albidus, 1874 nucleotides. Lineage: Eukaryota; Fungi; Ascomycota; Leotiomycetes; Helotiales; Helotiaceae. The record is from the annotation of a GenBank genome assembly.
GUCGUAACCUUACACAGCCCAACCCUCAGCUCACAUAAAAACUACUCUGUCCCUCUUCAUCUUCAUACCCGUACACAGUUCAGAUCCCCUAUCUGCAUUCAAAAGAGAACGAUAGAUACCUGCAAAUCCAACUCAAUCACGCCCUAUUACCUCACCUUUACCAUCCCCUCGAUUGCAACCCCUCACCACCACUCACGAUGAAGAAGUUUGGCUUUGGAAAGAAGGGCGAAAAGGGCGACAAAAACGCUCCGCCAGCAGCAAAUCCAUACGCACAACAAGCGCCAUCCGCAGAUCCAUACGCCCAGGACAACAACAAAUAUGCGAAUAUGCCUCCAGCGGGACCACCGGCAGCCUCGCCUUACCAGCAAGCUCGACAAGGACUCUCUCAAGGUCCCGGACGUGGUGGCCUACCCAGUGGCCCAGGUGGCGGACGAGGACCGGCACCAAACCGUGCUCCUUCAAAUGGCAGUGGAUAUGGAGCUGAGAAGUAUGGCAGCGGAGGUGGUUAUGGUGCCAAUAGAUAUGAUACCUCUCCUGCCCCGCCUUCCGACACGGGAAACAAAUAUGGCCCUGGUGGCUACGGUGGUUUACAGCGGAACAACAGCAGCGAUACUACAACAACAGAGGACAAUCGAGAUGCGUUGUUUGGAGGUGCGAAGGACCGAUAUGCCCAGCGAGGUCCUAUGCCUCCACCCAACUCUAGACAGCCUGGCGGUUACGGUACCGAGUCAGGGGCAGAUGGUGGUGGAUAUGGGGGGGAUAGACAGCUUACAGCAGAAGAAGAGGAAGAGGAAGAUGUGGCAGCAACCAAACAACAAAUUCGUUUCAUGAAGCAAGAGGAUGUUUCAUCUACUCGAAGGGCACUACAAAUUGCGGCCCAAGCUGAGGAGACUGGACGAGCAACACUUGCCCGACUAGGUGCACAAGGAGAGCGUAUCCACAAUACAGAGAAGAACCUAGAUAUUGCCGCCAAUCAUAACCGAAUUGCGGAAGCGAAAGCCAAGGAGUUGAAGACUUUAAAUAGGAGCAUGUUCGCCGUCCACGUCAGUAACCCUUUCACGGUAUCUUCAAGAAGAGAAGCACGCGACCAAGAAAUCGUGGAGAAGCAUCGCCUCGAGAGAGAGGAACGUGAGGCUACUCGACAAGCCGCUUUUGGGUCCCAGCAACGAAUGGAAUCUACUUUUAAAAAGCUGCAACCCGGAGACGUCGGAUAUCGUGCACCGGGCGCCAAAGCCAGUCUUGCAGAACGUUCAAAGUAUCAGUUCGAGGCCGACUCGGAAGAUGAUGAAAUGGAGAAUGAGAUUGAUGCUAACCUUGACGCCAUGAGCGGUGCAGUGGGCCGAUUGAAUUUGCUGGCAAAAGCAACAGGCCAGGAGGUUGAGGCACAGAACGUGUUGCUCGAGAGGGUCACGGACAAGGUGAGUUCAAUUCAAUUCUUGAUCGUGAUUAGAUUGCUAACUCUCAUAUUAGACCAACAAAGUGGACGAUCAAAUUGUCAUGAACAGAGCGAGGUUGGAUCGUAUCAAGUAAUUGGAGCACACUUUAUUUAUACUUUUUUUUGGUGGGGCUCCAAGGUCCACGUUAGGCAUUGUUUGGGCGUUUUGAUGAAUGGGCAUCUAAAACAUCAGUGAUACUACUGGUAAUCUGCGUUUUCGUAGUGCCCUUUUCUAAGCACCUUUCUUCCCCAAGAUCCUUCUCUGCGCUCUUCAAUCCCGUCGUUCCCGGUAGCACUAUCAAGCUGUUGACUCUGUGAGCGCUGCCUUGAUAUGUGAAGUGGUGAUGUGAUAUGAAGGCUUACUCGCGUGGUCGUACGGACAGGGAAGAAGGCGUAGAUUACAGAAUAGAUAUUACUAGUACUUGGUCAAGGAGCAGCG